CGGCGCGCAGGUGUGAGUGGGAUGGACCUCGGCAUUGCUCUGGAGACACUGCAAGGCAGGAAACUCCCGCAUAAUUAAUUUGCUACUUAGCUGACGCCGGAUCCUUGAUUUAAUUGUUAAUAGUAAUAAGCUAUCCCGCUAGAUCAUCGCCAUCUGCUCCAUCUUCUGUACGUCAUGACAAAGCAGGUAAAUAGUAGGCAAGAAUGCCCCCAUUGAGGGGUUUAAUAAGAAGAAAAUCAUUCGAGGACGCCAAAGUCGUACAUGUUAGAUAUAACGUCAGUGUGGGUACAUAUCUGAUCGACUAAACGGUUGGGUUAAUCGACGGAGAGGCCGGCACACAUGGAGAUGUACGUAUUUCCUCCAGCAAACAUUGCGGAGUUUUUCUGUUUCAAGCCAUAGCCUCUUGAUGCAUUCAAGGGCAGCCCGACAGUGGCAAUAGGCUGCUAAUCCACCAAUUUUAGCCCAUGGUCUGUAUGCAUCAGCGGAGGAUGUCUGUCGGAUUCUGCCAUUUUUUUUUUUUUUUUUUUUUUUUCGUACUCGAUUGUGAUCAACUACGGGAUAAGCCCGAUGGUUUGCAGCCACCUGGCGACGGUAACCAUAGGCUCGCCAGUUGUGAGCUUUGGCGACUAUUUUCAUCAUGCAGAACGUGAACGCUAUUCUGGCGCUCGGUGGUCGACGGCAACGAUCUUCAAGCCGCGAGGUCACUGAGCCGUCAUUUCGUCUUUUGGGCCCAUGGCGUGUAAGGUGACUUCUUACCCGAUCGGUCAGGCAGGCAAGGUCUGGUGGUCUAAUCCUUCGCCCUCAUUCCUUUUCCCAUGCUCUUCCUCCCGCCUCUCCCUGUCUUCACAUCCUCAUUUCGUCUUUUCUCCCACUCUUCUUCUCUCAAUGUUGUCCGUGUUGUCCAUUUCGUUCUCUGUCGACGCCCAGAGAGGAAAUGCAAUAAUACAUCACGUGCCACUCACGGUCCCUUCCCGCCGUGUGGAGUCAGCGGGAUGACUAAGCAGCACAUGACCUCGUCAUCCUCCCAUCCCCAGAAGCGGAAAACGAAAGCAAAAUCGCAAAAAACGGACGAGACAACCAGCAGACGCAGCGCCAGCAUCACCGCAAAAGUCACUCCCAGGGCAUCCAAGCGAACCAAGCACUCGAGUCAACCCGCCAGUUGGCCAGCAUCCAGCGUGUCCCUUGUAGCCAACCACAGUGUUUCAGCCCCAGCCUGGCAAGCCCAGAGUGGAACACCUGGGCCAAAAGCGAUCACGCUCGCCUCGCUCUUCUCUGCUUUCCUUUCAGUCAUCGGAUGCACCUCCAACCCCCGUUGCCAUCAACCACCAACGGGUUCCCAUCUCCAUGCCCACUCACACAUCGAACUGCAGAGCCGCCCCCCCUGACCUGAUCUGACCUCCGCUCUGUCGUCUCCGCCGUGUUACAUAACGCCCUUUACUCCGUAAUUCUGUCUUUUACCUUUUAGCCGGAGUCGUAGGGCUGCCUCGGGCAAGCCCUGGUCUUAAACCGCCACGAUUCCUCCAUCACUCAAACCCUCGACCUCCUCCGCUUCCAUACCUCUGCAGUCGAUACAGACAUCCCGGCCAUCGUCUGAACAGUCCUCAUCUCUCUUCGACGCCGAUCGUGACAAACCAGGCAGCCGGCGGACCCCGUC
Trichophyton rubrum CBS 118892 is the source of this 1654-nucleotide messenger RNA. RefSeq lists its product as uncharacterized. The record is from RefSeq and is a predicted model, not a curated record. The transcript has a single exon. The coding region runs from base 816 to 1385 and encodes 189 amino acids. Lineage: Eukaryota; Fungi; Ascomycota; Eurotiomycetes; Onygenales; Arthrodermataceae.